Molecule: messenger RNA, 249 nt
Organism: Paramecium sonneborni
Lineage: Eukaryota; Ciliophora; Oligohymenophorea; Peniculida; Parameciidae
Source: the annotation of a GenBank genome assembly
AUUUAUUAUAAAAAUGGAUAGAAAACAAAAAUUAGACACUUAAUUAAAUAAGAUUGCUUUUGAUUUGAUUACCUAUUCAACUCUUGGUAUGUAUACAUGUGCUAAUGCAACUUAGGAUACUUUGUUGGCGUAGGUGCUUCUCUAUUUUUUAAGAGAAGAGCAUUUAUACGAAAUUUGAGUGCAGGUCUCUUUGCUGGAUUUGCAUAUAGUGAAAAUCGGGAUGCCUUUCAUAGACAGCUCUGAAAUAUU